Molecule: messenger RNA, 2184 nt
Organism: Selaginella moellendorffii
Lineage: Eukaryota; Viridiplantae; Streptophyta; Lycopodiopsida; Selaginellales; Selaginellaceae
Product: pentatricopeptide repeat-containing protein At4g02750-like
Exons: 1
Coding region: 1-2184 (727 amino acids)
Biological process (GO): RNA modification
Molecular function (GO): RNA binding; protein binding
Source: RefSeq, a predicted model, not a curated record
AUGGGUGACUUCCACAAGAGCGUCGAGCUUAUCAAGUCCUGCAACGCACUGUCCGACGCACGAGAUGUGGAGCGGUCCACUCGGCUCGUCUAUUCGGAUCCACUGCCCGCUUACCUCUCGAAUCUCCUCAUCCAAAUGUACAGCCGGUGUGGAAGCAUCCACCACGCGAAAGAGAUCUUCGAUGGCAUCCAGGAGAAGGAUCGCUACUCCUGGAACUUCAUGCUCACAGCUUAUGCCCGGCACAGCUACGUCAGGGACGCUGAGCGGCUCUUUAAUACCAUGCAGUGGCGGGACCAGGUGGCGUGGACUUCCAUGCUCACCGCAUAUGCCCAGACCGGGCAUGUUGCCCAGGCCAAGAGUCUGUUUGACCAGAUGCCGGACAGGGGAUUGGUCGCGUGGACUGCCAUGUUGACUGGAUUUGCGCAGAACGGACACAUUGACGGCGCAAAGGACAUGUUUGACCGGAUGCCGUACAGGGACAUUGUGACGUGGAAUGCCAUGCUGGCGACGUAUGCCCAGAACGGGCAUGUGGACGCUGCAAGGGACGUUUUUGACUCCAUGCCGUACAACGACCUGGCGUCGUGGAACGGGCUGCUGCAGGCGUACGCGAGGGUGGAGCGUACGGAGGAGUGCGACCGCGUGGUCAAAUCAAUGCCCAUGGUCAACCUGAUGACGUGGACGACGUUGCUGGCCGUGCAUGCCCAGGCCGGGCAUCUGGAGAGGGCCCAGGAGGUGUUUAAUGGCAUCCCGGAGUGGAAUCUUAUCUCCUGGACUGCGAUAAUGGCGGCAUAUUCCAGGCACGGUGAGCUAGAGCAGCUCAAUCGGAUGUUUCGCAAGGUUGACGAGAGAGAGAAGGACGUGGUUUUGUGGAACACCGUGUUUGUGGCUUACGCGCAGAAUGGGAAUUUGGAGAUGGCCAGAGCGCUCUUUGAUCAGAUGCCAAAGCGUAACAUUGUCUCGUGGACUGCGAUGCUCUCGGCUUACAUGCAGUGGGAUUGCUUUGAGGAAUCGAAGCUCCUGUUUGAUCGGAUGCCCGAGUGGAAUCUUGUGGCACACAAUGCAAUGCUCGCGGCGUAUGCGCAAAUUGGUGACACGGCCUCGGUGAAGAGAAUGUUCGAUGCCUUGGCCGAGAGAGACUUGUUCUCGUGGACAGCUAUAAUAUCGGCAUAUGCCCAGGCUGGGAAUCUGGAUGAAUCUUUGCGACUGUUUUCUAGGAUACAACAGUGUAAUUUGGUUUUGUGUAAUGCAAUGCUUAGUGCGCAUGCCUCAAAUGGAGAUUUGGCGGGGGCAAAGAGGUUUUUGUCACAAAACAUGGCUGUGUGGGAUGUUUUCUCGUGGAACACUAUGCUGACUGGAUAUGCACAAAGUGGACAAGUGGAGGAGGCCAAAGAAAUAUUUGACACGAUGCCCGGCAGAGAUUCUGUGACGUGGAAUGCCAUGCUUGCGGCAUAUGCCCAGAAUGGGUAUCUUGAGGAGGCCAAGAUUCUCUUUGAUGGCAUGCACGACCAAAAUCUUGUCUCUUGCAUCUCCCUGCUGGAUGCAUAUUCCCAAAACCGGUAUCUGGAGGAUGCGAAGCGCAUAUUCUAUGGUAUACCGGAUAAAAAUCUGGUGACUUGGAACUCUAUGCUAACUGCAUAUGCCCAAAACGGUCAUUUGGAGACGGCAAGUGUUGUUUUCAAGCGGAUGGUGAUUAGAAAUCUAGUGACUUGGAACACCAUGCUAGCAAUGUAUGCCCACUGUGGACAUUACCAACUUGUUCUGGAUAUUUUCAAGGAGAUGAUAUCUCAAGGAAUUAAACCUGAUGAGAGCUCGUUUGUUUUGGUUUUGGUUGCUUGCAGCCACGGGGGUGAUGCUCAUGUGGGUAUUAAUUUUUUCAGAUCUUUUAUUGUUGAUUACGGUAGCAUGGAUCCGUCAAAGGUUCUUUACGGUUGCAUUGUGGAUCUACUUGCACGAGGAGGGUAUCUUGUUCACGCAGAAGACCUCAUCUUGCAUAUGCCUUUUUUGCCAGACUCAAGAGAUUGGAACUGCUUACUUAGCUCUUUUGCUAACUUUAACAGGCAGCUUAGUAAAAAUCCCGAAAAAUCUCUGUUCCCAGGUAGACAAAGAUCUGGGCUUGAUCUAGAUCUGAAAAGUGCUGCCCCUUAUGUUCUCUUGUCUAACAUGUUUAAGGCUGUUAGGUUGUGA